UAAACAAACGCCAGAGUUAGCCGCGUGUGCUGGAUUCGGAUGUAGUUGUAGUUCCGCUAAUUAUUACUUUUGUAACUGAGCAGCAAUGUCUUCAGUUGAGAGUUUGAGAGAGUUUGUCAACGAGCGACUAACUGCUGCUGCUGAAGAAAUAUUCGGAGUUUUAAAAAAAACGAUCGUCGAGUACGAGGAAGAGAUCGAUCGUCAGCGCAGACUGCUGGAUAUCGUUUGGAAACCCGACAUAAAGCUACACAGGACAGAGCUCCCACAGCAACAUGUCUGGAAGGAGGAGGAGGUUCUGGCUGACCAGCAGCUCUGUAUUCAGGAGAGGAACUCCAGUCUGGACCAAGAGGACCCAGAGCCUCCACAGAUUAAAGAGGAACAGGAGGAACUCUGUACCAGUCAGGAGGGAGAGCAGCUUGUACUGAAGCAGGAGACUGAUACCUUUAUGUUGACUCCUACUUAUGAGGAAAGAGACCACAGUGAAGCAGAACUGAAAAGUGACCACCAGCUCCUCUCUCACAAAAACUCUUUCAAAUGUGACACAUGUGUAAAAGACUUCAACUAUGUGUCAAUAUUGCAGACACAUAUGAGAAUUCACACAGAUGAGAAGCCAUAUUCUUGCAGCAGCUGUGGAAAAAGAUUGAGUAACACAUCAGAUUUGAAUGCUCAUAUAAGAACCCGCACAGCUGAGAAACCAUUUUCUUGUAAAACAUGUGGGAAAGAUUUCAGAACUAGCAGUCACUUGAAAGUCCACAUGAGAACCCACACAGCUGAGAAACCAUUUUCUUGUAAAACAUGUGGGAAAUCUUUCAGACGGUUGGCUCACUUGAACGACCACAUAAGAAUCCACACAGGUGAGAGGCCUUAUUCCUGCAAAACAUGUGGAAAGAAUUUCAUAGAGAGUACUAAGUUGAAAAUUCACAUAAGAAGAGCUCACACUGGUGAGAAGCCAUACCUUUGCAAGACCUGCGGGAAAGGAUUUGUUGUCACUUCAGCAUUGAAAGCACACAUAAGAAUCCACACAGGUGAGAAACCGUAUCCUUGCAAAACAUGUGGUAAAGAUUUUCGAACAAGCUACUGCUUGAAAGUCCACAUGAGAACCCACACAGGGGAGAAACUGUAUUCUUGUACAACAUGUGGGAAAGAUCUUAAAACUAGCUAUGGCUUGAAACUCCACAUGAGAGCCCACACAGGUGAGAAGCCAUUCUGUUGCAAAACAUGUGGGAACAGAUUCCAUAACAUUUCAGCAUUGACAUCACACGUAAGAAUUCACACAGGAGAGAAGCCGUUUAACUGUGAAACAUGUGGAAUGGAUUUCAGAACUAGUGGUCACUUAAAAGUCCACAUAAAAACCCACACUGGUGUUAAGCCAUAGCUUUGCAUAAUCUGCAGUAAAAAGAUAAGCUUUUGUGUCUAAUUUGAAAUGGCACCGCAUACAGGCAAGUAACUUAAAUCAUACAUGAAAAAAAAAAA
Molecule: messenger RNA, 1473 nt
Organism: Micropterus salmoides (largemouth bass)
Lineage: Eukaryota; Metazoa; Chordata; Actinopteri; Centrarchiformes; Centrarchidae
Product: gastrula zinc finger protein XlCGF8.2DB-like
Exons: 2
Coding region: 86-1375 (429 amino acids)
Biological process (GO): regulation of transcription by RNA polymerase II
Cellular component (GO): nucleus
Molecular function (GO): RNA polymerase II cis-regulatory region sequence-specific DNA binding; DNA-binding transcription factor activity, RNA polymerase II-specific
Source: RefSeq, a predicted model, not a curated record